GCCUUUUAGGGGGGCGGAACCAAUACUCAUAUAACAUUUUGGCUCCAAUUUGGGGACAUUAACGCCUUUCCUUCAAUCCCCAGACGCCGUCGUCACGUCCUUCCAACCCCCCCUACGCUCCCCGGAGCAGCACUCAAAAAGCCCCCGGAGACCACCGAUUUACAGGAUCAUCUUCCAGUGCGAACACAGAGUGGUCCCCGGAUUGCUGCGGGCUGCAGACUGAUUUGUUUUUUUCGGCUGAGAGGAUUUGCACCACGGCAAAGCUUCCUCCUCUCAGUGGGGACAGGAAGUCAUUAUCAGUGACUUCAAUACUUCACGGACAGGAAGCUGGUUUCUGAUGUUGGGGAGGAAUAAUGUGGAAUGAUGUGUUUUAAGGAGACCUGUAUUCGCAUUCCCGUUCGAUGCCAUCAGAACCAUAGCUCACAUGGAAUCAACAUCUCCAAGAUGGAGGUCUUCCAGCCCUGCUUCAGGUGUGCCACUUCAUUCUAGAUCAAAUGUCAUGAACGCUCAUCAAACCAAACAAUGGACCUCCAGCUGGAGACAACGCCCCCUACGUCCCAUCUUGGGCUAAUCCUCCAUCCCACGAGAAACAAGCAGGAAGCUAACAAAUACAGACCAGGGAAUGCAGGUCUGCUUGUUCCGUGGAGUCUUACAUAAACAACACGGAUGUCCUAACACACACGCAUACCAUGGACACGCACACAGUGUUUAUUUGCCGUGCAAGAGUCGCAAUGGAACCUUGUGCUUAGUUACGGUCACUUGGUCGUUGGCUAGUGAUUACAAACAGGAAGUUUUAAAGACAACCAGCACAGAAGAGACGGCUCAUCUUUUCAGUCCCAAUGGAAAAAGAGGAAGACCAGCAGCCAGAAGGUGGGGAACAGGAAGUGGAGGUAGAAAAGGAAAUAAGUGAAGAGCAGCAGGAUGAAAAUAACGAAGCCGCAAACGACCUUGAAGAAAACGUGGCUCCUUCACCUCAGGAUGAGCCGGGAUUAGAACCUGCGGGUGAACCUGACCUUGACGACCUUGAUGCUGACAACCUUGAUGCUGACAACCUCGAUGCUGACGAGGAAGCUGCAAUAAGCAUAGAUGCCGAGCAGGAAGGCAUUCCCCAAGGAUCAUCACCAGGCCCACUCUCAGACGUAGUUGAGGAAGAAGAAGAUGAGGAGGCAAUUACCAAUCCCAAUGAGGAGGAGGAAUUUGUGGUUCUUGAUGCUGAAAAUGAUGAGCCGGGAUCAGAACCAGCAGGUGAUUUGAACCCACAGCCUCAUGCUGAUGAGGACGUUGGUGCUGAUGAGGAAGCUGCAGCAACCAUACAGACUGAGCAGGAACCCGUUCCUGAACCACUGUCCACUGAGGAAAAUAAAGACGAGGUCAUGGAUCUGAACGAGGUUGCUGUUGUUGAUGAUCAACAUGAUGAGCCGGGAUUAGAACCAGCAGGUGAUUUGAUCCCACAGCCUCAUGCUGAUGAGGACGUUGGUGCUGAUGAGGACGCUGCAGCAACCAUACAGACUGAGCAGGAAACCCUUCCCAGAGUCCUGACACCAAGACCACUUUCGGACUUAAUAGAGGAAAAAGAAGAAACCCUUCCCAGAGUCCUGAUACCACGACCACUUUCGGACUUAAUAGAGGAAAAAGAAGAAACCCUUCCCAGAGUCCUGCCACCAAGACCGCUUUCAGAAUUAAUAGAGGAAAAAGAAGAAACUCUUCCCAGAGUCCUGCCACCAAGACCGCUAUCAGACUUAGUAGAGGAAAAAGAAGAUGUGGAGUCAGUUACUGAUACCAACGAGGAGGAAGAAUUUGUUGUUCUUGAUGCUGAUCAUCCCACGAUGGCAAAGAUGCAAGCUGCACUAAAGCAUCAAAUCCUUACAGAACUCGAGAGGCUGACCAUUCAACUACAAGAAGACACGGGCAACGAGAAGACUGAAUCAAACCAAACAGACGAAAUAUUUGUAAAGCUGUUCACGGAACAACAAAGACUAAAAACAGUCCAGAUCCGGCUCGAGGACCAACAACAGUCCAAGGUCUUGGCUGAAAGCAAACAUCGCGAGGCCCAGGAUCAACUGGUGGCAAUGAAGGCUUGCCAUUCCAGUACUGCCAGUCAGAGUACCAAGACCAAGGCCGACGUGGCCAAGCUCCAGACAGAGCUGGAAAAACUGCAGUUGCACGUCGUCUUCACACAAGAAGCCACUGAACUUCUUCAGUCCAACGUAAAAGCCACUAAGGGUGCUACACGCAAAGCAAGGACCGACAAGUCUGUGGCUGAAGACGAGAAACUCAAGCAGGACAUGUACGUAGAACGUCUUACCAAGGAUUUGGACAGACUAACACAACAGAUGGGCAUAUAUGAAGCCCAGACCAAUGCACAGGCGGAGACAACGCAUGCGACCCAGGAGGCUCUUUCUGAGGCUGAAAUGCAAAUGGAAUCUCUGGCGAUGGCACAGAAACAGCUACUGCAGCAGUGGAACAGCAGCCUGAUGAAUAUGAGGAGGCAAGAUGAAGAAUUUGGUGCAAUUCGGGAAGCCGUACGGCUGGCCGAACAUCAAGUGAUCGUGCUGGACCGAGAGAUCGAAGGCAACAAGAAAUCCAUCGCUGAGCUGCAGGAGAGGAGCGAGACCUUGACCAUGCUGCUCAACUGUGCCCAGAUGGACUGCGACGUCUCCAAGAAGAUGAUCACUCAGAAGCAGACUCAGCACGAAGCUCUGCAGAACCAAUACAGCACCCACAUGCGUGCUCUCGGGGAGACCGAGCGCACCGUUGCGGACCUGACUAAGGAGGACAACGGUCUUCAAGCUGUGCUGACCGACCAGAAGAGAAAGCUGGAGAAAAACAGUAACAAGCAUCUGGAGUUGGAGGACCACAUCACGACUCAAAUGCUGCAGAAGCUCAUGGACACCAAGGCUUCCCAGUACUAUCAGCGUCUCACCAGCAAGAAGGCCGCGAUCAAGAAGAAGAAGGUGUACCAGCUGUGGCAUUUGGAGAGUUCAGUCAUGGCAGCUGCACUGCAGAGCAACGUGAUCAACGAGAAACUGGAGAACUUGGUCCGAACUCAGAAGGAGCUGGAUAUGGAGGUCUCAAAGUACAACAAGGUGGUCACGUCCAACCAGGCCAACAGUUCCUCCAUCGAUAUACUCAUCUCACAGAAACAGACCACCAUCGCAAACAUGAACAAAAAAAUUGAACUCAUCGCAGCUCGGACUGGGCAUGAAGACCUCAGUCCUCUGCAAAUUAAGGUAGACAGAAUCAAGUCUGAGAUUGACAAGUUAUCGGAGAAAAUCCAGAAUGAUCAGCAGCAGUGGCUGAAGCAUCAAGGAACGCUGGUGGGGCUAACCCUGGAGAUACAGGACCACACCAAGGAAUAUAACAAACUACAAGCCAAGCUGACUAUGGUCCGUCAGAGGAAGAUCUACCUGGAAAGUCAGUUAGAGGUCUUGCACCGUGAGGAGAGCGACGUGGAGAAGACCAAUAAGAUACUUCAGCGAGACCUGCUGAAGCUCAACACUCUUCUUAGCAAGAACGCUCAGCUGCGCUACGCUUUGGAGCAGGAGAACAUGAUCAUGGAAACCAAGUUCCUUCACAAACUUAAGGAUGCAGAGCGGGAGUCCGUAGAGAUGGAGAUGAAACUGGAGAAGACCCAGGAAGCUAAGGAGAACCUUCUCGGCAGUCUGGUGGAGACUGAGCGUCAGAUCAUGCUGUGGGAAAAGAAGACCCAUCUGAUGAAGGAGACACGUUUAGUGGUGGAGGAGGGUCAGGGAGACAUCCAGAUCAUGAAGGAUGACGUCCAUCGGAUGGAGCGUUGGCUCCACCAGCUACUAAAGCAACGAGAGCAGCUCAACCGGGAGAGUCUGGCGGUGGUGGAACGGAGAGGAAACAUCGUGGAGCGAAAUCAGAUGCUGGCUCGCAGUACCAAAAAGAUAACAACCAAAGGCGAGCUAAAUCUCAUGAACGAUGGAUUACGGCGGAGGAUCAAGGAAACGCAGAAGCUGGUGAAAGAGCAUUCCCAGGAGAUCAGGGAACUCCAGGAGGCCCAUGAAGAAUUUCAGAGGAAGUCAAAGAGGAUUCACGAAAUGAUGGACGGCACUCCGGCUGCUUCUGCUCCACUUGAAGCGACUCUGCAGAGCGAGAUGGAGCGAGUGCACAAAGUCAGCAAAAUCCUUCACCGUGUGUGGGCCGACCUGCCCAAAUACCAGGGAUGCCUCUGGAAGGCGGUCCGAUCGCUGGCGGAGUACACGGACGCUAAAGCCGGUCAAUGAGAGGACGGAAUGAGCAGCAGUGGAUCACGUUCAUGUUGACGUUGGUUUAAUUCCGUUCUGUAAUAAGAGUCGCCAAAUCACACAUCAAUCAACAAUUAAAAAUCUGUUCUGGAGCUUAUUU
Messenger RNA from Doryrhamphus excisus (bluestripe pipefish), 4371 nucleotides. The record is from RefSeq and is a predicted model, not a curated record. Lineage: Eukaryota; Metazoa; Chordata; Actinopteri; Syngnathiformes; Syngnathidae.